AUGCGCCUUAAUCUGAUGAGCUUUUUCUCAAACUUUCUUCUUCCUGACGUUCCAUUCUUAUUCAUUUCUUUUCCUCUUGUUUUUCAUCCAUUCAUUUCGUCUCGUUUUUUUUUCUUUCGUUUUCCGUAUUCUUUUUCAUCCUUUAUUUUUGUCUCGUUUUUUUCUUCUUUUUUUUCGAAUUGUUUCUUCUUCCUUUCUUUUCGUCACGAUUUUUCUUCAAUUUCUUCGUAUUUUCUUCCUUUCUUAACUCUUCAUUUUCUUUUCGUUUUUUUCUUCCUUUAUUUUCGCCUCGUUUUUUUCUUCAUUUUUUUUAUCUUGUUUCUUCUUCUUUUCUUUUCGCCUCGUUUUUUCUUCCUUUUAUUCCUUUUGUUUUUUCUUCCUUUUUUUAGACUUGUUUUUCCUUUCUUUUCAUCUCGUUUUUUUCGUCCUUUUUCCGUCUUGUUUCUUCUUCCUUUCGUUUCGUCUCGUUUUUCUUCCUUUUUUCGUUUUGUUUUUUCUUCCUUUUUUCGACUUGUUUUUCUUUUCUUUCUUUUCAUCUCGUUUUUUCUUCCUUUUUUCGUCUUCUUUCUUCUUCCUUUCUUUUCGUCUCGUUAUUUCUUCCUUUUCUUCGUAUUUUCUUCCUUUCUUAACGUCUCGUUUUUCUUCUUUUCUUUUUGUCUUCUUUUUUCCUUCCUUUGUUUUAGUCUUCUUUUUCUUUUCGUUUUUUCCUUCCUUUAUUUUCGUCUCGUUUUUUCUUCCUUUUUUCAUCUUGUUUCUUCUUCUUUUCUUUUCGUCUCGUUUUUUUCCUUUUUUUCGUUUUGUUUUUUCUUCCUUUUCUUCGACUUGUUUUUCCUUUCUUUCUUUUCAUCUUGUUUUUUCUUCAUUUUUUCGUCUUGUUUCUUCUUCCUUUCUUUUCGUCUCGUUUUUCUUCCUUUUUUUCGUUUUGUUUUUUCUUCCUUUUUUUCGACUUGUUUUUCCUUUCUUUCUUUUCAUCUCGUUUUUUUCUUCCUUUUUUCGUCUUGUUUCUUCUUCCUUUCUUUUCGUCUCGAUUUUCUUCCUUUUUUUCGUUUUGUUUUUUCCUCCUUUUAUCGACUUGUUUUUCCUUCCUUUCUUUUCAUCACGUUUUUUUCUUCAUUUUUUUGUCUUGUUUCUUCUUCUUUUCUUUUCGUCUCGUUUUUUCUUCUUUUUUCGUUUUGUUUUUUCUUCCUUUUAUCGACUUGUUUUUCCUUCCUUUCUUUUCAUCACGUUUUUUUCUUCAUUUUUUCAUCUUGUUUCUUCUUCUUUUCUUUUCGUCUCGUUUUUUCUUCCUUUUUUCGUUUUGUUUUUUCUUCCUUUUAUCGACUUGUUUUUCCUUUCUUUCUUUUCAUCACGUUUUUUUCUUCAUUUUUUUGUCUUGUUUCUUCUUCUUUUCUUUUCGUCUCGUUUUUUCUUCCUUUUUUCGUUUUGUUUUUUCUUCCUUUUAUCGACUUGUUUUUCCUUCCUUUCUUUUCAUCACGUUUUUUUCUUGCUUUUUUCGUCUUGUUUCUUCUUCCUUUUUUUUUGUCAUGUUUUCUUCCUUGUUUUCAUCUCUUUCUUUUCUUUCUUUCUUUCUUUCUUUCUUUUCGUCUUGUUUUCUCUUCCUCAUUCUUUCUGAAAUUAUUUUGUUUUCUUUUUCAGUCUUCCUGCAUAUUUUUUUCUUUUUAA
Acanthosepion pharaonis is the source of this 1662-nucleotide messenger RNA. NCBI's taxonomy places the organism in Eukaryota, Metazoa, Mollusca, Cephalopoda, Sepiida, Sepiidae. The record is from the annotation of a GenBank genome assembly.